AUGGUAUGGGAAAAAGAACAUCAAAAUCAUGAUUGGUAUGGAAGCGAAGCGAUGAUGGGUACUUUGGUUGGAAAGCUUCUGUGGACCUUCCCAUACACUAGACGAAAACCUGAUGGCACCAAGUGGGCCCUCCACUGGAUCGACGACUCCGAGUCCUUCGCGGAGCGCCUGGUGGCCUUCGCCUGCGUGGAGGGGAUAUUCUUCUCAGGGAGCUUUUGCGCCAUAUUCUGGGUGAAGAAUUGGGGGCUGAUGCCGGGCUUGACCUUCUCCAACGAGCUGAUCUCGCGGGACGAGGGGCUUCACUGUGACUUCGCGUGCCUGCUGUAUGGGCUGCUGAGGGCGAAGCUGAGCGAGGAGAUUUUGAUCUCAGAGAUGGAGGGCUUCACUGUGACUUCGCCGAGGGAGGCCAUGGCUGAAGCCAUGGAGGACUUGGAGAUGGUGUCCAUGGGGGAGGAAACGAAUGGGAGGGUGAGGGAGAGGUUGCAGGAGAGAGGAGAGGAGAGGGAGACGACAUCGGUGGAGAAGUCAAUGAAGUAG
Molecule: messenger RNA, 537 nt
Organism: Coffea eugenioides
Lineage: Eukaryota; Viridiplantae; Streptophyta; Magnoliopsida; Gentianales; Rubiaceae
Product: ribonucleoside-diphosphate reductase small chain B-like
Exons: 2
Coding region: 1-537 (178 amino acids)
Biological process (GO): deoxyribonucleotide biosynthetic process
Molecular function (GO): oxidoreductase activity
Source: RefSeq, a predicted model, not a curated record